Messenger RNA from Drosophila erecta, 879 nucleotides. RefSeq names its product mitochondrial import inner membrane translocase subunit Tim16 (gene blp). Bases 342 to 767 code for a protein of 141 amino acids. Gene Ontology annotation, biological process: protein import into mitochondrial matrix. The record is from RefSeq and is a predicted model, not a curated record. NCBI's taxonomy places the organism in Eukaryota, Metazoa, Arthropoda, Insecta, Diptera, Drosophilidae. Gene Ontology annotation, cellular component: TIM23 mitochondrial import inner membrane translocase complex. The transcript has 2 exons.
GAUUGUUAGAUAGCUAUCGAUGAAAGCCGUGUACCAUCCCCACUUAAUCAGCUGUUUUACUUGCCUUUCGCCGCCUGUUAGUUUGUAAAUAUCUGGAGUAAAAGCUAAAAUUUAGCUGGUAGCUAAAUAAAAUUAUAGAAAACUAUUUCAAAUUAGGCGUUGAAUGUUAUGUACACCUGUCUUUAGAAAAGCGCCUGUUGAAUAAGACAAUUGAAACACUGGGGGCCAGUACGGUGUUGCGUAAUUUAAGCGACACGUUUUUUAAGACCCAAAAUUGAGCUGUACACAUAGAGUGCCGGAGAUUUACGUACGAAUCCCAGGAAGUACAAGAAACCGACGGCAUGGCCAAGUAUAUCGCCCAGAUCAUCGUGUUAGGCGCCCAGGCAGUGGGAAGAGCGUUCACCAAGGCGCUGCGCCAGGAGAUCGCCGCAUCCCAAGAAGCCGCGCGACGUGCUGGUGGUGGCAGGCAAGGCGAAAAGAGCGCCGAGUUCAACCUGCGCACAGGCAUGACGCUGGAGGAAGCCAAGCAGAUCCUGAAUAUAGAUGACCCCAAGAACGUGGACGCCAUCAUCAAGAACUACGAGCACCUGUUUCAAGUGAACGAACGCGCCAAAGGCGGUUCCUUCUACAUCCAGUCAAAGGUUUUCCGGGCGAAAGAGAGGCUGGACCAUGAGAUUAAAGCCCGGGAGCAGCCGAGGUCUUCGAAGACAGAAGCGGCGCAAGAGACGGAGGAGGAGUCCCAGAGCAGAGCGCGGCAGCGGCGCUAGGUAGCAAUGUUGCCUCCAAUCGAACUAAUUAGCUGAUAUUUGAUUUAAAAACUACGUGUUAAGUACAAAAAACGAAAGUCUGUUGCUGUAAAUAGAGAUUUACGAACAUGAA